Molecule: messenger RNA, 2001 nt
Organism: Harpegnathos saltator (Jerdon's jumping ant)
Lineage: Eukaryota; Metazoa; Arthropoda; Insecta; Hymenoptera; Formicidae
Product: chitin-binding domain protein cbd-1
Exons: 2
Coding region: 133-1572 (479 amino acids)
Cellular component (GO): extracellular region
Molecular function (GO): chitin binding
Source: RefSeq, a predicted model, not a curated record
GGAUGUGAUAUUGACCGGCGAUAAGAUGGUGCAAACCGUAUAAAAAUCGAUUGCAUGUGAUUGCAGCUGUCAGUUAUUUGCCGAAUGUGAUAGGCGUUGACGUGAACGGAACAACCACGACACAUUUCCGCGAUGAGAGAGAAUUAUUUGGUGCUCAUCGCGUUGGUCACCGCGUCGGGGGUGUUUGCGAUCGCGAGUGCCGACGAUGUCAAGAUACCGACCCAUUGUCCCGAGAAGGAUGCCAAGGACAUCACGGUCCGUCUGAGACACGCGUCCGACUGCAGCAGAUACUACGAAUGUCACCAGAGGAAUAAGAUCCUGCGAGUCUGCCCGUACAGGAACAAGUACGGCGACAGGCUGCACUUCAAUCCCGCUCUGCAAACCUGCGCCUGGCCGGACCUCGCGGUCUGCAAGGACGCCAAUUUCAAUCUGCCGCGCGUGUGUCCGGGCAAACUCAAAGGUUGCAUACGCGUACCGCACGAGACCGACUGCAGCAAGUUCUACCUGUGCGAUUAUGAUCGCGAGGAGGAGGUCACGUGCGCGAAGGGCCUGCACUUCAACCCGGUCAGCCAAAUGUGCGAUUAUCCGAAGAACGCCGGCUGCGAGGCAAGCUGCAAAUGGACGUGCUGUCCGCCGAAGGGCUCCGGCGUGCGGCUGCCUCACGAGUGCUCCUGCGCCAAGUACUACGAGUGCGAGGACGGCGAGCAGGUUCUCCGGCGGUGCCGGGAUGGCAAGCACUUCGACAACCGGCUGAAACGAUGCAGACCCGCCGACGAGGCCGGUUGCAUCGUCCGGCCGAUGGCACCGCCGAGCGACGCCAUCGUCAAGUGUCCCGAAAACGGUAUCGACGGCGUCGUCAAGCUUCCUCAUGAGAGCGACUGCGGCGAGUACUACGAGUGCGUCGCUGGCGAGAUGAUCCUAAGAGAAUGUCAAGCCGGGUUCAGCUUCAACCCUCGCCACGGGAGCUGCGACUCGCCGCAGGACAUCCCGUGCGACGUGAGCCGAUGCUGCAGCCCCGAGGCGACUCCGCCAGUGACGUCGCAACCGGUGGACGAGGAUCAAGUGAACGUGUUACCCUCGGAAAGGGAUCCCGACUGCCCCGCCGAGGGUACCGCCAAGUUACCGUACUCGGAGAACUGUACCCUCUAUUUCGUUUGCAACAACGGCUGGAAGACGAUUCACAGCUGCCCCGUUGGCUUGUACUUCAACCCGCUCAUCAAGGAGUGCGACUGGCCUUUCGAUGAAAUAGUAUGCGAGCCUAAGCCGGCGGAUUUGGCGUUAUUGCGAUCGGGGCUGCCUGCGCAUGAGGGUGGCUCGAGCGAGCCUCACUCGAAGACCGACAUUUGUUACGGCAAAUGCCCGUUCCCCGACCCGAAGGACAGAACGGUGCACUUGCCGGCCAACGACUGCACCAAGUUCUGCAAGUGCAGCAACGGUGUCCCGUACCCGAUGAAGUGCCCGAAGGGUUUGCGCUACGACAGGAAGAAGCAGGUCUGCAAUUGGAAGUGGGCGGUCAAGUGCGAAGACGAUCUCACGAAGGACAAGGCCGCGAAUCCGGCGGGCACGAAUUGAGCUGCCCCGACGAGGAAACACGUUACCCUCCACCGUCCCGGGAUUUUUCCGUCGAUCGACAUGGCGAACCAGAGCGACGAAGGAAGCGAUCGAUGCGUCUCGUGCGAUCCUUCGACGCGCCUUCGUCUCUCCUCGAAAUUCCUACCGCUCUGUUGGCGUACGUGCCAGAAAACAUCAUGUAAUAUCCAUAUGUUUGUAACACGCUUAAGGCGAAUGAUAUUUAAACGAAUUAUCAAAUUGACGAAGAUUAUCAGUCGAUAAUGGAGCCACGACACGAGCUGAGCUUCGUGUAUUCGCAUAUUGAUUAAAAAUAUUAAUUAGGUUAAUCGGAGAAUCUGUCUGUUACGUCACACAACUUUCGAGUGACUUUUAUGUACGUAUAAUAAUAUGUAGAACACAGUUAUACGCGUGUGACCUAUGUAAAGAAGA